Molecule: messenger RNA, 1242 nt
Organism: Acaromyces ingoldii
Lineage: Eukaryota; Fungi; Basidiomycota; Exobasidiomycetes; Exobasidiales; Cryptobasidiaceae
Exons: 7
Coding region: 77-1177 (366 amino acids)
Biological process (GO): mRNA alternative polyadenylation
Cellular component (GO): mRNA cleavage and polyadenylation specificity factor complex
Molecular function (GO): mRNA binding
Source: RefSeq, a predicted model, not a curated record
CCCUCUCGGACCUUUCUUUCCUUGUUUGCCCCACGGAUCUGCUUUCUACCGCUUCUACUUCGACAAAUCCUACGACAUGGACGACGAUGGCUUUGAUCUAUACGGCGACGCCGAUCUUUAUGGUGGAGAGAUCAAGGCAGAGGAGGAGGAGAACGUGAAGCCCGAGGCGGAGUCGCGGCCCAGCGACACAGGUGACAAACGUGGUCGAGAGGACAGCAGUGAAGAUGCAAAGAUGGACCAAAGGGUACCCUCAUCAUCUUCGGGGGCGAACGGUGGCUCGGCCGGACAGCAACAGUCGUACCACCAGGGUGGAACAUUUGAUGGAGGGAGGCCCGUCGAUGCAGGAGCGUCGGGCGGAUACCCGUCUGAGUCUCCUCGCGAGGCAUUGGCCGGUCGUCCAAAGGUGGAAGAUCCUAAUGUCCAGAAUGCCUUAUAUGUCGGCGAGCUCGAUUGGUGGGUUUCGGACGAGGAUCUGAGAAGAGUAGCAGGGCAAGUGGGUGUCCACGUCGCCCUUUCGGACAUCACCUUCUCCGAGCACAAGGUCAACGGAAAGUCCAAGGGCGUGGCUUACAUGGAAACUGGCUCAGAGGACGAGGCGAACCGGCUGAAGGACUGGUUUGACAACAACGACAUCAACCAUAAGCGAGCGGCUGUGACUUUGACAUCAUCAGCCAAUGGCAAUCCUUUCAAGACGCUACCUAAAGACCCCCCGCCAAGAGACGGUAGACCGAUGAGGGGAGGCGGGAUGAUGCGCGGCCGGGGAGACUACAACAACAUGUCGAGAAGACGAGAUGAUGCACCUCCUAUGGCAGGCGCUCCGAUCCGAAUGGGUGCCGGUGCUGGCGCUACGGGACCAGGAGGGAUGCCGAUGAUGAACCCAAUGAUGAUGGGGAUGAUGAACCCCAUGGCCAUGGCGGGCGGUGCUGGAUCUGGACGGCCUCCAUUCAUGGGAGGGGGAGGGGGAAUGGGUCGUGGUGGAUUUGGCGGACGUGGAGGGGGCCCAAGGCCGAACAAUAACAUGGGUCACUUCAAUCCCAACUUCUUUGGAGGAGGUUCGAUGGGCGGUGGGAUGCAGCAGCAGCAGCCUCCGGCGCAGCAGGGAGGACGAGGCGGCCCCGGAGGAGGGGGCUACGACGAGCGCGAAAGAAAGAGGCAUCGCUACGACGACCUCUCGUAAAUUAUGUACUCUACCUCCCGUUUCUUUGGGCUCAUUGUUGAAAUUUCAAGUUUGGUGUGACCUGC